UUUUCUCCACAGUGGGUCACGUUUCUUUUCUGUCCAGUUUCUACCGGAACAAAAGACAGUGUGGCGGGAGGCUGCGGAUCUGCUGUUCGAGCCUUAACAAAAGAAGAAGAAGAAGAAGAAGAAGAAGAAGAAGAAGAAGAAGUGAGAAACCGUUCGCACACAUAUCCAGUGAUGGUUUGCUGUACAAACCAGAGUAUGUGGCUGCAGCUACGAUCUCCACCCCUCCUACCAAGCCUCUGACACUCUGGAUGAACAUCAGACCCUGUGCUCACCCUCUGACCUUAACUUCCUGCUGUAAUGGAGAAUUGCAGCCUGCUGUCCCUCACCGUGGCCUUGCUGGGUUUUCUGAGCCCGUGUCUGACGAGACAGACUCCCAGAGUCUCCUUCCCUAUGGGUAGCCCUGGGAGACAUCUCACCCGCUUCAGCAGCCAUGAUGUCCGCAACACCACCACACUGCUGCUCAGUGAGGGCGGAGACAUGCUGUAUGUAGGAGCCCGUGAUGCUGUGCUGGCACUGGACGUUAGCCACAAGGACGCCAUCAUACUGAGGAACAAGCUGGACUGGAGCCCUUCAGACAAAGAUCUUGAACAAUGUUCCAUGAAAGGCAAGAAAAUGGCUGACUGUCCCAAUUUCAUUCGUGUGCUGCAGUUCCUGAACACGUCCCACAUCUACGCCUGUGGAACCUUUGCCUUCAGUCCACGCUGCACUUACAUUAACUCAGAGACGUUAACAAUGAGCAUCAAGCCUGAUGAAGGCAGAGGUCGCUGCCCCUAUGACCCCUAUCAACGCAACACUGCCAUCAUCGUAGACGGAGAGCUUUAUACUGGGACGGUGGCAGACUACAGGGGGAACCGGCCGGUCAUCUCCCGGCACCUCAGCGAGGGCAGGCGCGUUGACCUGAAGUUGGAUGACACCUUAGGAUGGCUGGAGGAUCCAACCUUCAUCAGCUCCAGCUUCGUCCCUGAUGAGGAGAAAAUCUACUUCUUCUUCAGUGAAGUGGGCAGGGAGUACGACUUCAUUGACAAGUUUAUCGUCUCUCGUGUCUCUCAGAUCUGCAUGAGUGAUGUGGGGGGCCAGCGGACCCUGCAGCGACGCUGGACCACCUUUGCCAAAGCUCAGCUGCUGUGCCAGGCCGACAGUGAGCUACCCUACAACGUGCUCCAGGACAUCGACACCCUCCCACCAGCAGAGGGUGCUCCUGCAGAUGACACCCUGUUUUAUGGCAUCUUCACUUCACAGUGGUCUGUCAACUCUGGACGGUCGGCAGUGUGCGCGUUCCGUCUGAAUGACAUCAAAUCAGCUUUCUCUGGUAACUACAAAGUCCUGAACCGGGACACGCUGCAGUGGAGCACACGGGUUCAAGAGAAGGUCGCCAAUCCAGGAGAGUGUGGUCUGCACAACGCUUCAGACAACGCCCUGCGCUUCGUCAAAGAAAACUUCCUGGCGGACGAGAGUGUGCGGCCAGUUGGGAGAAGUCUGACCAUGGUGUCCGCUGAGCACAACUACAGCCAUCUGACCGUGCAGAGAGUCCAGGCCGCCAACAACAGGGACUACACGGUCCUCUUUCUGCUUACAGAGUCCGGUUACCUACACAAAGCAGUGCUGCUGCAGAGCGGGGCCCACAUCGUCGAGGAGGUCCAGGUUUUUGAGCAGCCUCAACCUGUCAAGAGCCUGAAGCUCUCCAUACCCAAGGGUGUGAUAUAUGUUGGCACAUCAGAGGGUGUGGUGAGGGUUCCAACAGCGAACUGCUCCUUUUACUGGACCUGCGCUCAAUGUGUUCUGGCCCGAGACCCCUUCUGUGGUUGGGACCCUGCCAACAGGGCCUGUGUGGAGGUCUCUAAUGCUCAGACCAGUCUAGGCCAGGACAUAGACAGAGGAAAUGUUGAGGACGCGUGCAACAGUGUUACUUUAACACACAGAGCCAGAUUUGGUCCAAACAAACUGCCCGCAGCCUCAUGUCCUGCAGGUGAGCUGGUGUCAGUGUCUCUGAAUGAAGUGGUUCGGCUGCUGUGUCCCGCGGCGUCACGGCUGUCCCAGCAAAUGUGGGAGCGCCCCAACAGCCGGCUGUCCUCAGACCUGUACCUGCACCUCGGGGACGGGAGUCUGAGCUUUGUGGCCACCCCGGCAACGCUAGGCCACUACCUCUGUCUGUCCACUGAGAACGGCUACCAACAGACUAUGGCCAUCUAUCAUGUGAAGCAGAAGAGCAGCCCCGUGGCUCAAACUCCAACCAGCUACGCCCGGCCUCAGACGCACCCCGUCCCCACAACACAGGCAGUGGCCAGGCCUGGAUCUGGACUGUACACCUCUGUGGGUAUUUGGCAUAAAAGAAAAGAAACUAGACAAGGAGAGGCUGAGCCAACACUGUCCGGCAGGGACACUCAGGUCAUCACCAGACAGCUGGGCAGGAACGUGACCCUGUGGACACGGGAAUCUGAGCAGAAAGAAGCAGGACCCAGGCUGGACGGGGAGCCCGUGCAGUCGCCUCGAGGCCCCUGCUAUUUAAAGGAGCUAGUGGUUGUUUCAGUUCUGCUGGUGCUCUGCCUCAGUUUGCUCAUCACCAUGCUUUUAUAUGUCAUCAGACAGCGCUGCCGCAGCCGAACAGCCCCACAGGCGGGAACUCCAACCCGAGACUCUGACAGAAGGACCCCUGUGGAGCAGGAGGCCCUCAGGGGCAACCAGUUUCUGAGUAAACGCAAUGGGCCGGCCCCGCACAGCGGACAGGCCAGCGGCUUAGGCUGUAACGGGGCACUCACAGGUACUAAUGGACAUUUGCCCAACACGCCCAUCUGAACAGUCCCAGACUAUUUAAGCUGUUACAGAUGAGACCAGAGGUGAGAGGGGGAGUGGGGGUGGGGCCUGUCAGUCAGUGGGGCCUGUCAGUCAGCCCAGUGACAUGCUUCCAUUUUGGAUCUAAUAGAAUGAGAGACAAUCUUCCUGUGGUACGUAAACACAGACAGAGGCUGUGAUGUUGUGAAUGUUUCACAGUACAGCUGUUUCUAUAGAAUAGUCCGUCAGACUUUAUACAUACAUGACAGACCAGACAGGGCUGUGUAUGAAACACAACUGAAGCCCACGUUAUGUUCAAUGGCAAAGUCUUCCCUCAGUCCAGUCCAGGCCAGUCCAGUCCAGUGAGUACGACGUCACAGAGAGCAGAACGGGUCCAGGAGGCUUGUUGAUCAUUUCUUUGUGAGAUGGUAUUAAAAACGCAGAAUGUGAAUGUGCCUUGGCGACAGUUUGGGGUGAUGUUUGGUGGAAAUGUUGGUCCACUCUUACUGAUAUCCUCUGCAUCCUACGCACUGGGCCACUCGGACACAACAUAAACAAUAAACGUGCAUCUAUAACCUCUUCUACUGCGACACAGUGCUUGCAGCAUCAUGUAAAGAAAGCCGGGGUGCAUCACAUUUGCCUUAUUUCAUAUCUCCUCGCUUUGCUGCGUGACCCAGACAUUGAUCUGGUCUACCCUGAUGGAAGGAAGUCGUCUCCGUUCCCUUGUUUCCUUCUUCUUCCCUGAAGUCUUUCAUGGAUGGACACACCCCUUUAUUAGCGACUGGACGCAGCGGCUGAUUGGACUGAUCUGAUGCCACAGUUUUAAUGCGAGAUACAUAACAGGUUCAGCUCAGGUGGAAUAUCACCAGCAGCGAUCGGCUCUGUGGUGAGUGUGGGUAUGAUGAAUAGAAAGAAUGUUCUUCUGUAACCAGUAUGGUGUAUAAUACAGAUGGGGAGAGGAGAACAGUAAAAACCAUGUGAUAAAAUAUUUGUUUCCAUGAGGCUGAACAUCCCAGUGCAUCAGGUAGAAAGUAUAUUUUGAUGUGAAAUUUAUUUACAUCAUUUCCACUCUCUAAGAGGUACGCUCAACUUACAUGGUUUCUACAAAUGACAAGGCGUUGUCACGGUAACCUGGAUGCUUACAGAAGAGGCUUGCAAUUGUGCUUUUGAUUGUUUGUGCAGAAACUUUCCAAACUGUGAUCUGACAAUCUGUUCCCAAUCUAAAUAAAAAAAAAAAAAAAUCAGGUUUUGAACGUAUGUGCAGCCAGUUGUCAGACAGUUUAUUGAAAGGGGACACAUGCUGGAGGACAUCACUCCCAACUUGACAA
This is a messenger RNA of Toxotes jaculatrix (banded archerfish), 4097 nucleotides long. It is a transcript of the gene sema4ab, whose product is annotated as sema domain, immunoglobulin domain (Ig), transmembrane domain (TM) and short cytoplasmic domain, (semaphorin) 4Ab. NCBI's taxonomy places the organism in Eukaryota, Metazoa, Chordata, Actinopteri, Toxotidae. Gene Ontology annotation, molecular function: chemorepellent activity; semaphorin receptor binding. Bases 298 to 2793 code for a protein of 831 amino acids. The transcript is spliced from 15 exons. The record is from RefSeq and is a predicted model, not a curated record. Gene Ontology annotation, biological process: semaphorin-plexin signaling pathway; positive regulation of cell migration; negative regulation of axon extension involved in axon guidance.